Messenger RNA from Lodderomyces theae, 1404 nucleotides. RefSeq names its product glycosyltransferase family 15 protein. The record is from RefSeq and is a predicted model, not a curated record. Bases 1 to 1404 code for a protein of 467 amino acids. Gene Ontology annotation, molecular function: alpha-1,2-mannosyltransferase activity. Gene Ontology annotation, biological process: protein N-linked glycosylation; cell wall mannoprotein biosynthetic process; protein O-linked glycosylation. Gene Ontology annotation, cellular component: membrane; Golgi apparatus. NCBI's taxonomy places the organism in Eukaryota, Fungi, Ascomycota, Pichiomycetes, Serinales, Debaryomycetaceae. The transcript has a single exon.
AUGGCAGUAACAAGGGCAAAUGCUAGGUUGAUCAGGUUUGUGAUAUUUGCCGUGGUCUUAAUCGGAUGCGGGUAUCUCCUUACCAAAGGGUCAACGUAUGAGCCACCUCAAGUUAAGCAACAACAAGGGGUUGGUGCUUCCAAACUUCAACAGCAGCAACAACAACAGCAACAACAACAGACACCACCUCAAGCUGGUGCCCCGCCUUCAAAGGCUCAGCAGCAGCAACAACAGCAACAGCUUCAGAAACCGGCAGCUCAGCAGCCACCACCAGCUAAAGCCAACACUCCCGGAACUCAAUCAACUGACGAUUUGAAAUAUACACCUAAAAACAUGGGCCCCGUAGCCAAAGCAUUCCUUGGAGAAGACAAACAAACACCACAAUACAUUCCCCAAAAGAACAUUGACCCAGCCACUUACACCCCCAAUGACAAGAUCAAGGCUGCGUUUGUUGGAUUGGCACGUAAUCAGGACUUGAAUGGGUUCUUGGCCUCCAUCAAAACCAUUGAACAGCGCUUCAAUAACAAGUUCCAUUACGAUUGGGUGUUUCUCAACGAAGUUGAGUUUAGUGAAGAGUUCAAAACGACGAUUUCCAAUGCUGUUAGUGGUGAGGCGAAAUUUGGUUUGAUCCCCGCUGAACACUGGUCGUACCCUGAAUGGAUCGAUCAGGAGAAGGCAGCUUUGGUGAGAGAGGAUAUGAGGGAUAGGAAGAUCAUUUAUGGGGAUUCGGCAAGUUACCGUCACAUGUGUCGAUUCGAGUCGGGUUUUUUCUGGAGACAGGAUAUCUUGAAGGAUUACGAGUAUUACUGGCGUGUUGAUCCUGAUGUCAAGUUGUUUUGUGAUAUCGAUUACGAUGUGUUCAAGUGGAUGAAGGAUAAUGAUAAACAGUAUAGUUUUACCAUUUCGUUACCAGAGUAUAAGGAGACGAUUCCAACGUUGUGGCAAACCACAAAGGAAUUCAUUGACAAGAAUCCAAAUUACCUUGCCCAGAACAAUAUGAUGAAUUGGUUGAGUGACGAUGGCGGAAAGACGUACAAUGGAUGCCAUUUCUGGUCCAAUUUCGAAAUUGCCAGCUUGGACUUCUGGAGAAGCGACGCGUACAAGGCAUAUUUCGAGUACUUGGAUAAAGCAGGUGGGUUCUUUUAUGAGCGUUGGGGUGAUGCUCCUGUGCAUUCUAUCGCCGCAGCGUUGUUUUUGCCAAAGGAGAAGAUCCAUUUCUUUGAGGAUAUUGGGUAUUUCCACGUCCCGUUCAAUAAUUGCCCAGUUGAUGACAGAAUUAGACAAGAGAGAAACUGUGAUUGUCUUCCAAAGGAUGAUUUCACUUGGAAGGCUUAUUCUUGUACUACAAAGUAUUACAAGGUUAAUAAUUACAAGAGACAAAAGAACUGGGAGAAAUUUACUUAG